Gadus morhua (Atlantic cod) is the source of this 4176-nucleotide messenger RNA. It is a transcript of the gene neff1, whose product is annotated as neuronal intermediate filament family member 1. The record is from RefSeq and is a predicted model, not a curated record. Gene Ontology annotation, cellular component: cytoplasm; intermediate filament. The coding region runs from base 149 to 1750 and encodes 533 amino acids. NCBI's taxonomy places the organism in Eukaryota, Metazoa, Chordata, Actinopteri, Gadiformes, Gadidae. Gene Ontology annotation, biological process: intermediate filament organization. Gene Ontology annotation, molecular function: structural constituent of cytoskeleton. The transcript is spliced from 4 exons.
UCUCACUUCCACACACAUACACACGCACACACACGCACGCACACACACACACACACACACACACACACACACAUACAUACUUCCCCACACACAAACUCUCUCUCCCUCUCUCCGAUUCCCUCCCUCUCGCGCCAUCCCACCGGUGACCAUGAGCUACUCGGGCGGCGACAUGUAUUCCAGCAGCUCCUACCGGAAGAUCUUCGGCGAGGGCCCCCGUCCCGGGGCCCGCAUGGCCCUGGGCGGCAGCAGCCCCUCGCGCGUGUCCUCCUCGGUCUCCUCGGGGUAUCGAACGAGCCACCGCAGCUACGGCGCGUCCCCCAGCAUGGGGUCCUCCUCGACCUACCGGAAAGCGGGCGCCGCGGGGCGCAGCUACGCCUCCUCGUGUGCCAUGGCGGCGGCGGACGCCGUGGACCUCACGCAGACCACGGCGGUGACCAACGAGCUGAAGAUCAUCCGCACCAACGAGAAGGAGCAGCUGCAGGGCCUGAACGACCGCUUCGUGACCUUCAUCGAGAAGGUGCACAGCCUGGAGCAACAGAACCGCGUGCUGGAGGCCGAGGUGGCGCUGCUGCGCGAGCGCCACAGCGAGCCCUCGCGCCUGCACCACGUGUAUGAGCAAGAGCUCCGCGAGCUGCGCGCCCGCGCCGAGGAGCUGUCCCACGAGAAGAACCAGAUGCACGUGGACUGCGUGGGGAUGAGCGACGCGCUGGAGCGCGCGCGCGAGAAGCUGGACGAGGAGGUGCGUGCGCGCGAAGAGGCCGAAAGCGUGCUCAAGUGCCACCGCAAGGACGUGGACGACGCCACGCUCGUGCGCCUGGAGCUGGAGAAGAAGGUGGAAUCGCUGCUGGACGAGGUGGCGUUCCUGAGGAAGGUGCACGAGGAGGAGCUGCAGGAGCUGCAGGCGAGCCUUCAGGCCACGCAGGUCUCCGUGGAGAUGGAUAUGUCCAAGCCCGACCUGGCGGCGGCGCUGAAGGACAUCCGGGCGCAGUACGAGACGCUGUCGGCCAAGAACCAGGUGCAGGCGGAGGACUGGUACCGCUCCAAGUUCGCCAGCGUGUCGGACGCCGCGUCCCGCAACCAGGACGCCGUGAAGCACUCCAAGGAGGAGCUCAGCGAGUACCGCCGCCAGGUGCAGGCGCGCACCCUGGAGAUCGAGGCCCUCCGGGGCCACAACGAGGCCCUGGAGCGCCAGAUGGCCGAGAUGGAGGAUCGCCACGGCAACGAGGUCGGGGAGAUGCAGGACACCAUUGGUCAGUUGGAGAACGCUCUCCGCAGCACUAAGGGCGAGAUGUCGCGCCACCUCCGUGAAUACCAGGACCUGCUCAACGUCAAGAUGGCCUUGGACAUCGAGAUCGCUGCCUACAGGAAGCUCCUGGAAGGCGAAGAGUGCCGUCUGAGCAGUGUGGGCGGAGCCAUGAUCCAGUCUGGGUACCCCGGCUUCUCCUACUCCUCGUCCCGGAGCUACGCCCUUGGCUCCUACCGCAAACCCGUAGCCAGGCCCGAAGAGGAAGAGGAGGAGGAGGAGGAGGUUGAGGAGGAGGAGGAAGAGGAGGAGGAGAAGGAGGGAGAGGACGAGGCCGAAGAGGAGGCAGAGGAGGGUGAGGGCGAGGAAGAGGAAGGAGAGGACGGGGAGCAGGAGGAGGAAGAGGAGGAGGAGGAAGAGAAGCCCAAGGGAAAGGACGCCAAGAAGGACGACAAAGAAGACAAGAAGAAGGAGAGCGCCCCCGCCGGGAAGACCGGCAAGAACUAGGCGGCCGGUGACAGGCCGUCAUCCAGCAUCUUCACCACCAUCAUCUUCAUCACUGAAUUCAUCCACAACGCCUUCCUCUGUGCACCAGUCCCUACCCUCACCCGGUCACCUGCUGCCAACUGGCACCCCGCUCAGCUCUGGUCUCUCUAGCAAACACACACACGCAAACGCACGCUCGCACACACACAAUCUCAACCACGCACACGCACGCACACACACACACUCGAGCACCCUCCAGAUGCGCCAUGCCUCGUCUGUAAUGUCGCCUUUUCAUUUCUCUCUCUCGUCACUCACAUGCCACUCUCGUGCUCCCAGCCAAUGAGGUUGGGGUUCUGGGUGUAAGGGGGGGGGGGGGCCAGACUCCGGAAGCAGGAAGUGAACCCAGGGGUGGUAUGUGGCAUACACGUGUUGUCGCCGUGACGACAGCUCCUCGUCCCAGUGAUACCACAUGGGCAGGGUGCUUAGGAGCUGCUGUCCCGGAGACAUCAGCCACCGUAGAACCCUCUAGAACCCUCUAGAACCCUCUAGAACCUUGCAGGAGCUCCAGACGCAGAUGCUCGGCUGUCUCUCUUACGUUCUACGGCGCCAGUGCAGAGAAAGGAUCGCCAUGUUGUAGGUUAGACGUCACGCUCGCUCCCUCUCUCUCUCCCUCUCUCUCCCUCUCUCUCUCUCUCUCUCUCUCUCUCUGUCAUGUCUGUCUCUCUCUCCCCUUAGACGACGUGGAGCUUAGGAAACACAACCGUCCGACUCUUACGGUGCUAUUCUGUCUGACUCCCGUAGGUUGGAGAGUGCCGUCUGUCUCCUCUGGAGAAGGUGCUGGGUGUCACACAUGCCUCCAAGGUGCUUCCAUUCGCAUGUUCGUCUUCCUUUCCUUCCGUCUCUCUUCCCGAAAUACGUUUGGUAGCAUGCGGGCGUUCGACACUCACUGCCUCUCCCUCCUUCAGAGAGAGAGAGAGAGAGAGAGAGAGAGAGAGAGAGAGAGAGAGAGAGAGAGAGAGAGAGAGAGAGAGAGAGAGAGAGAGAGAGAGAGAGAGAGAGAGAAAGAGAGAGAGGGAGAGAGAGAGGGAGAAAGAGAGAGUCUGGCUCGCCCCAGCAUCAUCCAUACGUUCAUCUCUUCUCCCAUUGACAGUAAAACGUAACGAGAGCAUCAGAGCAGCACGUCGUGGAGCUGGGAGGUGGGGCCCCUGGGUAGUGGGGCCCCUGGGUAGUGGGGCCCCAGGGUAGUGAGGCCCCUGGGUAGUGGGGCCCCUGGGUAGUGAGGCCCCUGGGAGGUGUGGCCCCUGGGUAGUGGGGCCCCUGGGUAGUGGGGCCCCUGGGUAGUGAGGCCCCAGGGAGGUGUGGACCCUGGGUAGUGGGGCCCCUGGGUAGUGGGGCGCCUGUGUAGUGAGGCCCCUGGGUAGUGAGGCCCCUGGGUAGUGAGGCCCCUGGGAGUCCCUGAAAGAGUCUGUGUUGGGGGUCCCCUGGAAUGAUAAACAAAUUUAGAGUUUGCUGCUGCUGCUAUAUAUCAUAUAAACAUAUAUAUAUAAAAAUAUAUAUUUUUAGUUUUGUUUGAAAAGUAUGAUUCCCCCGUCACCCUUGAUCCACUUAUUUGUCCAUAAAUAGCCUUGUAGCGAGGCAGGCAGAAGAGGGCUAAGCUAGGGGAGCUAGCGGAGGAGGGCUUAGCUAAUGGAGCUAGCGGAAGAGGGGUAAGCUAGUGGAGCUAGCGAGGGAGAGCUAAGCUGGGGGAACUAGCGGAGGAGGGCUAGCAAAGGAGGGCUUGCGGAGGAGGGCUAAGCUAGUGGAGCUAGCGGAGGAGGGCUUAGCUAGGCGAGCUAGCGGAAGAGGGCUAAGCUAGUGGAGCUAGCGGAGGAGGGCUUAGCUAGUGGAGCUAGCGGAAGAGGGCUUAGCUAGGUGAGCUAGCGGAAGAGGGCUUAGCUAGGGGAGCUAGCGGAGGAGGGCUAAGCUAGAGGAGCUAGCGGAGGAGGGUUAAGCUAGGGGAGCUAGCAGAGGAGGGCUCGUGGAGGAGGUAAAGCUAGCGUUUAAUCCGUAGCCAGGCUGUUGAGGACGGUCAGGUGGUCAGCAGCUUGCGCUGGCAACACCAGACCCUCCACUCGGGGCCCUCAGCGCCAGGUGGUCUCGACGUGGUCACCAGGAGCCGCGCCGCGGUAAGGGCUCAUAGCGCCACGAGCCCAGAGCCUGUCCGUAUACGCGUUGCUAUGGAAACCUGUGGAGAGUAGGGGGUUGAGUCUGCGAGUGGGAGGGAGGGGGGAGAGUGAGGGGUAAGGGGCGUUGUUGACCUGCUCUGACCAUAUAAUAAACUGUUAUUUUUUAUGGUUUACUUUAUGCAGAGAAAGCGCCUGAAGUCUCUCUCCCGAUACCCCUCCCCCUCUCUCUCCCGAUGCCCCUCCCUCUCCCUCUCUUGAUGCCCCUCCCCCUCUCUCUCCCGA